CGCUCACCUAAGUCAGCGCGGCGAAGCCAUCUCCGUCUAGCCUGCUUGCUGAUGCACGCUUCGUCUAUUGUCGUUCCUGCUCACAUUCGCCAGAAUACACGCGCGGCGAAGAGAAACUCGGCGACUACACGAAGGUCGCAUUUUGUGGCCAUUUCUGAGAAUAUAGCCCCGGCUUCCGCGUUCCUUGGAUCUCGUCCGAUGAACCUCUCCGCUGGGCUCGGCUCCAAAAAAGCUGGUGCGGGCCCAAGGAGUGUAGCCACGAUGGGUCUGUUCGGACUCGGGCUUCCGGAGCUUGUCGUUAUUGGCGGCGUUGCGGCGGUGCUAUUCGGACCAAGCAAGCUUCCCGAGCUCGGUAAAAGCCUCGGAAAAACAGUGAAGAGCUUUCAGGCUGCCGCUAAUGAGUUUCAAGACGAACUCAAGGAGAAAAAUGAAGAAAAGUUUUCGCCCAAGGCUCAACAAGAAAACGAUGACAAGGAAAACAUUUGAGAAGGGAUGGUGAAUUGAGGCGUGUCUAAGCUAUCCUAACGCAUAUAUGGAAAGCUAGCGACC
Molecule: messenger RNA, 549 nt
Organism: Micromonas pusilla CCMP1545
Lineage: Eukaryota; Viridiplantae; Chlorophyta; Mamiellophyceae; Mamiellales; Mamiellaceae
Product: twin arginine targeting family
Exons: 2
Coding region: 52-486 (144 amino acids)
Biological process (GO): protein transport by the Tat complex
Cellular component (GO): membrane
Source: RefSeq, a predicted model, not a curated record